Messenger RNA from Thalassophryne amazonica, 723 nucleotides. RefSeq names its product presenilin enhancer, gamma-secretase subunit (gene psenen). The transcript is spliced from 4 exons. The record is from RefSeq and is a predicted model, not a curated record. The coding region runs from base 124 to 429 and encodes 101 amino acids. Gene Ontology annotation, cellular component: gamma-secretase complex. Lineage: Eukaryota; Metazoa; Chordata; Actinopteri; Batrachoidiformes; Batrachoididae. Gene Ontology annotation, biological process: Notch receptor processing.
AAGUUGUUUUGGAACGUCAACGGGGAAGAAGACGCACAGACACAAAAAUAACGGAAGUGGUUUGUGAUUGAUUUUUGUGCGACGAUUCUGACUUUAAAAAUCGGAAUUGUCUACAAAGUCACUAUGAAUCUGGAACGACUUCCUAACGAGGAGAAACUCAGCCUGUGUAGGAAGUAUUAUUUGGGUGGCUUUGCAUUCCUCCCAUUUCUUUGGCUGGUUAAUGUUGUUUGGUUUUUCCGAGAAGCCUUUGUAAAACCAGACUAUAGUGAACAACUCCAGAUUAAAACAUAUGUGAAGCGCUCUGCACUGGGCUUGCUGUUUUGGAUUGUGGUUCUCGCCACAUGGAUUACCAUCUUCCAACACUACAGGGCACAAUGGGGGGCAGCAGGGGACUAUCUCUCAUUUACAAUCCCUUUGGGCAUUCCUUGAGACCAUUUUCUAGCAGGUCUUCUCAAAAUACAUGAUGAUCCUUUGGACCAGAUAAUAGCCAUUCUGUGGAGAAUUUUGUUGGUUGUGUGAUUUAAAUUUAACAGCUAACAAACAUGCAAUCUAAAAGAAAAUGCUGGAAAAUACUUUUUUGUGCUUGACAGGAGUCAAGCUGUUUAAACUUGUACAACAGACACUAAAUUGCAAGAUUGUUCAGAACAUCUAACAAUGACUGCAAUUUUUGUUGAUUUCAAUUGUCUUUCGAGUGUGAAAUAAAUAACCAUACAUUUUCCCCUG